AAACAGAAGUUCUGUUAACAACAGAGUGUCGACAUAAGAAAGGUAAGAAAGCCGGUGUGACCAUCUAAAACCAGAGUCUUUCUAAUACUUUACUGAAAGUAUUUCAACGAUCUCUCCCCAUCGCCGGAAUAUCUAAGUACCGGAAAAUGAGGCCAUCGGCGAAAUCCAUCAACAUCGACGCCGUCGCUCGAAAGAUCGACGUCGAUAACCGAAUACCUCUCCGCAAUUAUUACCGAAUUGCCGAUAAUCUCCUCAAACAGGCUAAUAUUUAUAGAGGAGAGAAGAACAUAAUUGACUUGUAUAUAAUACUUCUUAGAUACUCAAGUUUGGUGUCUGAAACUAUACCGUUCCAUCGAGAUUACCAGGUUUUGUACCCUAAAGAACGAUCUAAUCACAGGAAGAAAUUGUUAGCAUUGAUUGGUGAAUUGGAAUCUUUGAAACCUGAGUUUCAUCGUCAAGUGGAUGAACUCAAAAAGGCCAAUGAUUCUUCUCAAUAUCAAAUUGAAAGCACGGAUGUAACUCCAUAUGCAUCAAUAUCACCUUUGGAGUGGCCGCAUGUCAGUAGUAAAUCUUCUUUGAGCUUCGAGAAAAAGCUGCCAAGCAGUACAACACUUGUGUCUACUUGGAAGCAGAACAAUACUAGCAGUCAAGUUUGGCCAUCAAACUCAAUUGAUGUGCAAUUCCAAAAUUUAUCAGUAAAUUUACCUCGUCCAAAGAAUGAGACGUUAUCUAGACAUUCAUUUCUGGGGCAAACUGGUCUCAAAGGUCAAUGGCAGGGGCCUACUGCGGAGAUGAAGGUUCAUUAUCCAAAGUACACUGAUCUGACUUCUGAUGAGACUUCAAGCUCGAAUCAAACUAUAUUAUACGAUCAUGGAGCAGUGAACGGUCUUGCUUCUACUGUCAAUGGGUCCAAUGCCAUGGAAUCAGUGCUCUCUCUUAAUGAUGGUAGAUGGUCAAUUCCCGGUGAGAAGUUUUUCCCACCAGCUAAUGAUGGAAGGAACAAUCUGCCUGUAGGCAUCAUCAGACAACCUUCUCCACCGCCUGUUCUUGCUCAAGUCCAAACAGAGCACGUUCCAAUUUCUCCUUCAAGAGUUGCUGAUCCAAGACCUGGACCUGUAAAACCAUUCCAGGAAGGAGCAUCUACUACUGCAUCGUACCAGCAUUUGCAUAUUCCAAUUAAGUUGAUGGAAGAUUUUUUGAGGCUGGCACAAAAGAAUACUGCAAAAAAUCUGGAAACUUGUGGUGUGCUUGCUGGUUCACUGAAAAACAGAGUGUUCCAUAUUACUACACUUAUUAUACCAAAGCAGGAAUCGACUUCGGACUCGUGUCAGACAUUAAAUGAAGAAGAGCUUUUUGAGGUUCAAGACAAGUAUUCUCUUUUUCAACUUGGCUGGAUUCAUACUCACCCUUCACAAACCUGUUUUAUGUCGUCAGUUGAUCUGCACACUCAUUACUCAUAUCAGGUCAUGUUACCAGAAGCAAUUGCAAUUGUCAUGGCUCCUACAGAUGAAUCUAGUCCACAUGGCAUAUUUCACCUAUCAGACCCAAGUGGAGUUAAUGUUAUGCGAAAUUGUCAGCAGCGUGGUUUUCAUCCUCAUGAGGAGCCUGAGGAUGGCAGUCCACUUUAUGAGCACUGUUCUCAUGUUUAUAUAAACCAGAAUUUGAGCUGUGAUGUUGUAGAUCUGCGGUGAGCAUUUGUUACUAGGCAACCUUUGUAAACUUUUAGUAUUGGCAAAUUUUGGAUCAGGGUAAAACAUAUAGACACUAGUCAAAAUUGUUUGUCGUUGAAUACUAGAGUAUGUUGUAUAUUCCUUCCAAAGAGGGGUUUUAUGUAUAUGAAAAAUUAGAGAGUAGAGGCACUAAGCUUUUUACAAGUAAAUGCAAGGUUCAUAUUAAAAACA
Molecule: messenger RNA, 1901 nt
Organism: Daucus carota subsp. sativus
Lineage: Eukaryota; Viridiplantae; Streptophyta; Magnoliopsida; Apiales; Apiaceae
Product: AMSH-like ubiquitin thioesterase 3
Exons: 14
Coding region: 147-1691 (514 amino acids)
Biological process (GO): protein K63-linked deubiquitination; protein K48-linked deubiquitination
Cellular component (GO): membrane; endosome
Molecular function (GO): protein binding; K63-linked deubiquitinase activity; metal-dependent deubiquitinase activity
Source: RefSeq, a predicted model, not a curated record